UUGCAUGUACACACAACCCACUUGGCGAACAACACAACAGGCACUGUAUUUACCAGCCAGCCCUCACAUGAACCACACUGACUCACUGGACUCUCUUUGGAGCACAAAUAUCAUCACUGAAAGGAAGGACUACUCUUUUGUGGCUUUUUGUCCCUUUUGAUGUUUGUCAUUCAUUCCUACAGUGGGAUUGACAUCUGCUGAUGCUGAGGUGUAUGGGUGACCCCAAGAGAAAAGGAGGCGACGUGGUAACCAUGUGGAUCCCGACCCCCAGUAUGACUCGCCCUCAGCGGAUGGUCCUGUACGGGACAUGCAUUGUGGCAUUGUUGAAUUUUGUAGGUCUCUUGGUGCUCCUGGUCCAGCAGAACCAGCAGCAUGUUUUGUUGGAGCAAACGGGGGCCAGGCUGGUAGAGGUGGAGCAGAGCUCGGUGGUGGAGUUUCUCCAGGAGGUGCCGAGAGAACGAGCGGGGAUGCAGAGGAACGCCGGGAAGCCACGGUAUCAAUACUCCAGGAAUAAGAGGAGUGAGGCGCAGGAGCUUGAUCGGCAGCAGGAAAGGGAGUUGGAGAAGGAGGUUCACCAGGAGGAAGAUGCGGAGCUCCAUCAGCAGGAGGUCAGUCAGGAAGUUGGAGAAGAGAAGACAAAUCAUAAUUGGAAGCACAAGCAGCACCACCACCAAUACCGCAAGGAGUACGUGCAGGAUGACAUGAUGAUGAUGCUGACUUACUCCAUGGUGCCGAUUAAAUUGUUGAUCGACAUUUGUAACAGCACCCAGGGAGUCUGCAUAGCUGGGCCCCCAGGACCACCUGGUCUGCCUGGUGUGGACGGGAUGCCCGGUACUAAUGGGACGGAUGGCAUCCCUGGGAUCAAUGGGCUUCCUGGUGCUGAUGGCAAACGAGGAAAAAGAGGACUACAGGGGGAAAAGGGAGAACUAGGGGAAAAAGGAGACCGUGGGGAGCCCGGGCCCCCUGGAGAGAACGGCCAAGCUUCCAAUGACGUCAUCAUUGAGGGUCCUCCUGGUCCUCCUGGCCCUCCUGGGCCCAUGGGGCCCCCUGGACCGCCAGGACCUCAAGGGCCACCAAGAAUGAGACACCACAGAGCUCACCUACAGGCAGCUCAGACCAUGGAACCACUAUAUUCCAUUCCAAAUGAUGAGACAUCAUUUGCAAAGGGUACAAGUAAAGCCCACGAGAAGGCACAUAAGACCAACGAGUGCCUAAUAAAGUCACUGAUCAACCCCAGAAAUGUGACAAAGAUGGAGAACACAUUUGGGACAUGGAUGAAAGACACCGCUCUGCUCAACGACGAACGCAUAUGGGUUGCAGAACACUUUUCGGGUCGUGUGUUGAAGGAGUAUAAAAACGUUGCUUCUUUCCAACACAACAACAGCGACACAGUGAAUGUUCGAAAGUUCUAUCAAGGCUGUGGUCACACGGUGCACAACGGCUCCUUCUACUAUCAAAUUGCUGGCACAUCUACCAUUGCCAGAUUUGACUUUCACACCAAGAGGCUUCACACACUCACGAUAGACAACGCACUGUACCACAACCUGGCCUAUCUGCUGCACAACUCCAAGACAUACUUCAAAUUGGCGGCGGAUGAGAAUGGCCUGUGGCUGAUCUUUGCUUCCAGCGUGGACGAGAGCAUCGUGGUGGCCCAGCUGGACCAGAAGACCUUCUCCAUCACCUCCCAUAUCAACACCACUUAUCCCCGCACCAAGGCCGGCAACGCCUUCAUUGCCUGUGGGGUUCUGUACGUUACAGACACCAAGGACACGAGAGUCACCUUUGCUUAUGACUUACUAAAGGGCAAACCGGUUAAUGUCACCUUUGACCUGAGGCCUCCAGGCGGAGUGCUGGCUAUGCUCUCCUACAGUCCCAAGGACAGACAUCUGUAUGUGUGGGACAACAGCUACGUCAAGCUCUAUGUGGUCCACUUCAUCUCUGACGAGUGAUGUCUUGCAGGUCAGACCAACGCUGAUAACCAAACUCCCAAUCUUUACAAACAGGUUAUAUAGGAAGUAGUUCAUAGAAAUGAUGAUUUCAAUCAGCUCAUAAACAACAGUGUAAAAAGUACAGUGCUGUAUUCCUGAUGUACAAUGCAUAUCACAACUGUUUUUCCCAUAAUUUAUAUCAAACUAAACAUUUUAACCAACUUAUUUAAAGCUAGGUGUUAAAAACUAGUUGCAUGAUUUUGCACCCUAUAUUGUGUACAUAUCUAUGCUUUUGUAUUUGUGAUCAACCAUUACCAUAUUUCCCCAAAUAGUGACCUCCGAUCUAACACAUGCCUUGUCUCGAUUUGCAAACAAAUAAGCCUAUCUCCUCCAAUCAUAUUCACCUCCGUUUUGCCCCCACACAGAAAAAUUCAAGUUCUGUUGCUAACCAAAACAGCAGCACUUACAGAGAUGCAGUCUUUCAAAUGCAUUUAAGUGUGGAGACACAGGUUCCCUGUGCAGUAUUAAAGCUGAUCUAAUAUUAUAUUUACCCUCAAGCAGAGUUCCUUCUGUGUGGCCAUUGAUUGAUUGUUUUGUGGGAGCGCCUUCAAAUGAGUUCAGUCCAGUUUUCCUAUUGUCUUUUAUUGACAAUAGAGCUUGUAUUUUGUUUGUUUAACCACACAUUGUUAUUUAUUUGGGUUUUAAUAUUAGUAUAAUACUACUCACAAGUUAGGGAUAAGCACAAGUGCUGUUAGAGAACAGCAAGUUGUGCGUUAAAUAUUGACCAUGUUCGACGUGUGCAUUCAAAAUUAGAGUAGCUCAAAUGAAGUUACAGUAGUACAUUUUAGGAUCACCCUGAAAUGUAUCUGAAAUAUCCCUACGGUAACCUCUUGUGAGUAGUAUAUUUAUGAAUGUGUUUGUACAAAGAAACCCCUAAUUAAUGCCUUGUCCCCUUUGCAGUUGAGUAAGCCCAGGCCACUAUAUAAGAAGCAAGGAUGAAAUAAUAACAGGACCAAAUCACCGCAAUGAAAUAAAAAUAAUUUAUUCACUUUACAAAGGUAAAUCUCCAACCAAGACCUGCUAUUUCUUUCUGGCACUGGUACUCCUGCAAGCACCUGCCCAUGAUACUAGUUUUGUGUUGCUGUGCAUGCACACACACUGAUACACACACAUAUACACACACCAGACACCAGUGGGGCCACUGGUAAAACACGUACAAUACACAUAGUGGGUGGAAAGAGGGGAGAGAAACACAAAUUUGUUUAAUAAAUACCUUACAUACACCUAACAAAAGUUACAACUAAUUCAGCUGGUAUGAUACAAACCAAAAAUAAAGAAAUGCUUUCAUGUUUGUACAAGCUGCUGUGAUAUUUCAUAUAUAUAUAUUUAUAUCAUUUAUAUAUUAAAACUAUUUCAAACAUUUGACUACUAGGCCAAAUAAAGCCAGACAUUCAUUCGUAUUUAACAGAUUUUUCUUCAAUAACCUAUUUAUUCGAAAUAAAACCUUUAGUGUCUCCAUAAUUAGAGUGCAAAUAUGGAUGCUUUAUGGAUGAAACGGUAAAAACAACUAGCAAGGUAACACACACUUACACACACGACUGUGUUGCACAUCUCCCAGUCAAGUAAAACCCCUUACAUUCCUAAAAUAAAAGGCAAUAAGUUAAAUAGUUUUACAAAGGAAUGGUCAAUCAAACAACGACACAAGCAACACAUAAAUAAUUUAAAUAAAAUUCAAUUGUUAAAAAACCAAGACCAAAAAAAAGAAUCAUCAAGAUAAUCUUGUGCAAAACUAGAAGUGAAAAUUUUGUGUUUCCAGUGUGGGGUUAAGAGGGGGGCAUUCAUGUUGGGACCAGACAGAUGGAAACACUGAAAUCACAGUCACGAGAGUAAAACACAUCUUCCCAAACAGGAAUGUUCUAGCAGUGAGGCUGCCACACAAACAGGCAUUUGAGGGCAGACACAGGAGCGUGAACGCACAGACACACGCAUCCACACACACACGCACCCACACACACACAAGGCCAAACCAAGACUGGUCAGUGUGUGUUACCGGGGUAGUCUGCAAUAGAAGGGACUGGGCGGGGUGGG
Molecule: messenger RNA, 4016 nt
Organism: Dunckerocampus dactyliophorus (ringed pipefish)
Lineage: Eukaryota; Metazoa; Chordata; Actinopteri; Syngnathiformes; Syngnathidae
Gene: gldn
Product: gliomedin
Exons: 10
Coding region: 201-1949 (582 amino acids)
Biological process (GO): signal transduction
Cellular component (GO): cell surface
Source: RefSeq, a predicted model, not a curated record